Sphaerulina musiva SO2202 is the source of this 3550-nucleotide messenger RNA. RefSeq names its product ANTH-domain-containing protein. The record is from RefSeq and is a predicted model, not a curated record. Gene Ontology annotation, cellular component: actin cortical patch; clathrin-coated vesicle. Gene Ontology annotation, biological process: endocytosis; actin filament organization; clathrin coat assembly. Bases 204 to 3374 code for a protein of 1056 amino acids. Lineage: Eukaryota; Fungi; Ascomycota; Dothideomycetes; Mycosphaerellales; Mycosphaerellaceae. Gene Ontology annotation, molecular function: phosphatidylinositol-3,4-bisphosphate binding; clathrin light chain binding; actin filament binding. The transcript has 5 exons.
GGUCAAUUUACUGUAUCGAGUACUAGAGAGCACACAUUUCGCAGUGCUGAUUGUGGCUAUACAGAGAGUUGCUCUUUCUGAAACCUUUUGAUCUCCCGUCUCCGCGACAUUGACCCCCCUCUCCCAACCUGGCUUCCGCUCCUUUCACGGUCUACUCGUCCGCCAGACCGCCUCGAACCAAGGACACCUCCAACACCGCCAGCAUGUACACAUCGGCAUCUCGAAAUGUCGACUUGACCAAAACCGAAACAGAACUCACCACGCAUAUUCGCAAGGCCACGUCGAUUGAAGAGACCGCGCCCAAGCGGAAACAUGUACGCGCCUGUAUCGUCUACACGUGGGACCACAAAAACUCCCAGUCCUUCUGGAAUGGCAUCAAGGUCCAACCCAUCCAGGCGGAUGAGGUGCAAACCUUUAAAGCCCUAUACACCGUUCACAAGGUGAUGCAGGAAGGGCACCCUGUUGCCUUGAAAGAGGGGCAGCAACACGUCAGCUGGCUGGAAGGGUUGUCGCGUGGUAUGGGUGGAGAUGGUAUACGGGGCUAUGCGCCAUUGAUCCAGGAAUACAUUUUCUUCUUGGUCUCCAAGAUGAAGUUCCACCGGGAGCAUCCCGAGUUCAAUGGCCUGUUUGAGUAUGAAGAAUACAUCUCACUCAAGUCGAUUAACGAUCCGAAUGAGGGCUACGAAACGAUCUCCGAACUCAUGACGCUACAGGACCAGAUUGACAGCUUUCAGAAGCUGAUAUUUGCCCAUUUUCGUGGCGGCAGCAACAAUGAAUGCAGAAUAGCAGCUUUAGUGCCGCUUGUGCAAGAAAGUUAUGGAAUUUACAAGUUUAUCACGAGCAUGCUGAGGGCAAUGCACACCACCUUGGGAGACGACGAAGCCCUGAGCCCCCUGCGGGGCAGAUACGACGCACAGCACUACCGUCUGGUCCGCUUUUACUACGAAUGCUCGAACCUCCGAUACCUGACAUCUCUCAUCACGAUCCCGAAGCUGCCUCAAGACCCCCCGAACACGCUCGCCGAAGACGAAAAUGCGCCCGCCUUGCCAUCGCGCCCGAAGAACGAGCCCGUCACGAAGCCGCGUGACACGCCUCCGCCCCGCGCUGACACCGACCCGGAGCCGAUUAACGAAUUCUGGAAGAACGAGCAGGCGCGUCAGCAGGAGGAGUACGAGGCCGAGCAGCGUAGACUACAGGCACAAUGGGAAGAAGCCCAGCGACAACAGCAGCUGGCUCAGCAACAAGCCCAGCGUGACUUUGAGGAGCAGCAGCGAUUGCAGCAGGAGCAGCAAAGAAUGCAAUUGGAAGCACUACAGCGAGAUCAGUAUAGCCAGCAGACUCAAGGGCGCAUGGCAGAGCUGGAACGCGAAAAUUUGAACGCCCGCGCACAGUAUGAACGCGAUCAGCUCAUGUUAGAGCAGUACGAUCGUCGAAUGAAGGCCCUGGAGCAAGAGCUGGCACAACUGAACUCGAACUUCCAACAGCAGAAUCAGAGCAAGGACGAUCAAAUUCGAGCUUUGCAGGAGCAAGUGAAUACAUGGCGAACGAAAUAUGAAGCAUUGGCCAAGCUGUACAGCCAGUUGAGACACGAGCACCUGGAAUUACUACAGAAGUUCAAGGGUGUGCAACUCAAGGCAUCGUCGGCCCAAGAAGCAAUCGAUCAGCGCGAGAAGUUGCAGCGUGAGCUCAAGACGAAGAAUCUGGAACUGGCAGAUAUGAUUCGCGAGCGUGAUCGAGCAUUGCACGACAAGGACAGAACGACGGGAGGUCAUCGCGACGAGUUGGAGAAGUUAAAGCGCGAGCUGCGCAUGGCACUGGACCGCGCCGAGAAUGCAGAUCGUGCCAAGGGCAGCGAGCUGUCUGCAAUGCUGUCACGGCAUAACCGCGAGAUUGCUGACCUCGAAGAGGCCCUCCGCAACAAGACGAGGACUUUGGAUGAUAUGCACAUGAAGCUGGGCGAGGGCAGCUCUGAUCUGGAGCGGCAGUUGCGCGAGAAGGAAGAGGAGCUGGAAAUUUACAAAUCAGGCAUGGACCAGACUCUUCUCGAGCUCAACGACCUCCGUAAUGGAAAUGGCGUGGGGGACAAGGCCAUGGACGAGCAGAUCGACGUCAUGCUGCUCGAGAACAUCAAGAAGAUUAAUGAAUUGAUCGACUCUGUUCUGCAGUCUGCAGUGCAACGCGUGGACGACGCUCUCUACGAGCUCGACAGCUCGAUGAUCGCCGGAAACCAGAACGCGAGUGGUCCCUUUGUGCUGUCGACGAUUGAGAACGCGCAGACCUAUGCCAUCGAGUUCAGCACGUCCUUUAACAAUUUCAUUGCGGAUGGCCCAUCUAGCAGCGAGCACGCAGAAGUCAUCAAGAACGCCAACAAGCUCGCCAACGCGAUUGCUGAUGUGCUCUCAAACACCAAGGGUCUCACACGCUUCGCCAGCGACGAGAAGAAGAGCGACCAGCUCAUGAACGGUGCCAGAAACUCGGCGAACAAGACGAUUGCUUUCUUGCGUGGUAUCAUGUCGUAUCGCUUGGACGGCCUGGAUGAUCUGCAGAAGACUGACGUGGUCAUCAACAAGAACAACGACGUUCAGCUCGCGCUCCGACAGCUGAGCAAGGUCGCAGAUGCAUUUGCGCCGAAGUCGAACAUCACUGGCCAGGGCGACAUUGGCGAGCUUGUGGACAAUGAGAUGACGAAGGCCGCCCAAGCCAUUGAUGCUGCGACGGAACGUCUCAGCAAGCUCAUGAACAAGUCUCGCGAUGGAUACUCGACUUACGAGCUAAAAAUUCACGAUGCUAUCUUGGCCGCUGCAGUAGCAGUCACGAAUGCCAUCGCACAGCUUAUCAAGGCUGCCACGGCGUCUCAGCAGGAGAUUGUCAACCAAGGCCGUGGCUCCAGCAUGACCAAAUCGCAAUACUACAAGAAGAACAACCGCUGGACCGAGGGUCUCAUCUCCGCUGCGAAAGCUGUCGCCUCUUCUACCAACAUGCUCAUUGAGACGGCAGAUGGUGUCAUCACGGGGCGAAACAGCCCUGAGCAACUGAUUGUGGCCUCGAACGAUGUCGCAGCGUCGACUGCACAGCUUGUGGCCGCUUCGCGUGUGAAGGCUUCUUUCAUGAGCAAGACUCAAGAGCGUCUGGAAGAGUGCAGCAAAUCUGUCACGAGUGCUUGUCGCAGCCUGGUCAAGCAGGUCCAAGCCAUUAUUGAAAGUAAUAACAGCGGUGAGGAUCUGGAGGACUAUAGUAAGCUGAGUGGACACGACUUCAAGAAGAGGCAUAUGGAACAGCAGGUCGAAAUUCUCAAGCUGGAGAAUGAACUCUCGAGUGCGAGACAUCGACUCGGCGAGAUGCGGAAGCUGGCAUAUCAGGAAGACGAGGAGUAGGUUGAAUGCGUGUAAAAUGUGGUUGACGACCUCUCGCAUUUGCAUAAAGUAAUUGUAUAGCGCAUAUACCCUUCGUGAGCGCUCAGCGCUUCAUCCGCCUACUUUUUUUUCUUCUCUUUCGAAUGAAUUAUGACAGGACUGAAUCCAGGGCCUUUUUAUUUUUCAUUAACGUUGAC